This is a messenger RNA of Uloborus diversus, 1062 nucleotides long. RefSeq lists its product as uncharacterized. Gene Ontology annotation, molecular function: actin binding. The transcript is spliced from 4 exons. Gene Ontology annotation, cellular component: actin cytoskeleton; nucleus; Z disc. Lineage: Eukaryota; Metazoa; Arthropoda; Arachnida; Araneae; Uloboridae. Gene Ontology annotation, biological process: positive regulation of actin filament bundle assembly. The record is from RefSeq and is a predicted model, not a curated record. Bases 1 to 861 code for a protein of 286 amino acids.
AUGUGUGUUGCAGAGAAGAUGUUCUCUUCGUCGAGCUUCUACGAGGAGCCGAACGCCAUCUACCCGACGGUGGAGGAACAGGUGGAACUAUGCCGCAAGAUCGCCGAGUCCCUCUCAGACGAUUGCAACCUGCGUUCCAAGGGGGCAGACAUGUUCUUCCGGAGGGUCAAGAAGGCCGAGAAGUGGAUCGUCGCACAGACUGGCGAGGUGGCCGAGGAGUCAACGGGCGAUCCGGCGCAGCUGCCGUACGUGCGCCCCAGCAAGGGCGGCCUGCCCCGGCUCAAGCUGAUCCUGGACCCCCGGACCCUGGUGGACAUGGGGCGGCUCCUCCGGGAGGGCGUGGACAUCGUCGACCACAACGCGAUGAGCCCCGAGGUGUGCCACGACAUCGUCAAGGACCUCAACUCGCCCACGGGCAAGGGCGCACAACUCUUCGCCAAGAGGAAGAAGAAGAGCGAGGAGUGGGUCGUCGACGACCAGAAGGUGCGCCACCUGCUGGAGACGCGCUACCAGAGCUCCCCGGAGCCGCCCCUGAGCAGCCGACAGGUGGUGGAGUCCGUGAUGAGGGCGGCCGAGGCCAAGGUCAUGACCUACCCCAACGCCAUCCCCCACGUGCCAAUCAUCGAGUCCCUGGACGCCUGGAAUCCGGACGCCUACAAGGUCAGGACGCCCAAGGGCUGGUCCGGCAACGCUGACGUGCCCUCAGAAUCUCCGGUCUGCGUCCCCCAGGCCCCCUCCGCCUUGAUGCGUUCCAUGAGCUUCAACAACUUCAACUCCUCCCCCCGGGCGUGGAAUGGGGCGGGGCACUUCCGCCCCGCCCCCAUCCGUUCCGUCAAGCCGCCCUCCGUCCUCGUGCAGUGACCGACCACGUGACGACUGAUCACUGAACUGUGGAAGUAGCUGGAGUGCGGUUCGUCCACAUACAUACUCCUUUCCCCCACAGUGCAAAACAGAAAAUAAUUUGCAGAACUCUCCGAAGACAAUGAGAAAAAGGAUCAAAGUCUUUCAACUGUUGUUUCUGCUCCUUGAACUAUGAAUGUAUGCUUCAGUGUUGAUGUAGCA